AUGUCCGACGUUCCUGAAAACGACCGCCGAUGGGAGCGGAAUUUGGGAGAGGCUGUGGGAGGAGGCAUCCGCGAAGUCAGACUAUUCCAUGCCCGUCGUGCCGUGCCACCAUCCACCCCUCCGCGCACUUCCGGUGCCAGUCUCGACCUGGUUCCUUCCAGUCACUACAAUGGUCCGACAGCUGCACCAAACCGAGCGACUAAACGUCGUUCAGAUGCUGAGGUGGCUCCACAAAUCGGAAGUCUCUCCAAACGCCGACGUCGUCAGGCGACCCUGAAAAAGGGUUCGGAAACCGCGGCCCUGGUGUGGUUCGAGAAGCCCGAAAUGCCGGAACAUCAGGUCACCAGCGUCCGGGAUAACGAUGUCCUGUUGGAUUGUUGGGAAACUCGCCGACAAAAGCAGCUACCUCCUCCACCCGUGCCAUCAGACCUGUAUCGCAAGAAGGUUGCCAUUGACGAGAAAAAGAAGGGAGGGAGGACGCGCCACCCCAAAAACGAGAUUAAUCCGUUUCUCGACAUUAAAGACGAAGAAGUGGACAAGCUAUACCAAUUGCGGAACAGUAAUGAUUUGGAAAAGACGCUCCACCCUCAGAUGCAGAAACGGCUUGACGAAUAUCACGCCGCGGGUCCGGCUGCUAAAUUCGAGGCGCAAGUGGCUCUCUGGAAAUACUUCAUAGAGCGCAUCAUCAACAACCGCCAAUCGGAAAUUACCCACGCGAAAAAAGCUUUGGCGGAAUAUGAAGCAUACCAUGCCGCGAACGCUGCGAGGAUCGAGUCCGAUGUCGAAGCAGCUCCGGAGGACGAAAUGAUCGAUCGGCUUAAUCUUUCAAAUGAAAGCGAAUACGACCUUGUCGACGAAGAGGAUGCAGACAUGGCGGGACACGCGUUUGAUUCAUCAUUCUCUACACCAAUGAACAACCAGAUCUGUCAUGCGAAUUUUUCUGAAGCAGGGCCAUCUACCUCACAAGCCCCGGGGCCACCUUGCAACUGUGCUAAAUGUUGUCCCACGAUGAGCCAUGCAGGGAUGCAAAACACGAGACCAGUUGCUCCAGGAGAUGAGCAUUCGAGUUCGCCGACUUUUUGCACCCCGGAUCUGUCCGCAGCUAAGCGCGACCUACUACAGGGGCUAGAGACCGCUGUCACCGCAAUUCGAUCAAUCGAACCUGCCGCUGGCGUCGUAUUUCAAAACCUGGAGCAUAGCACCCAAGUGGACCGUGCGAGGAUUUUUGCCCUUGUGAGAGAAGUUGCCAAUUUCGCUGACGUGAUGCUAUGUCACGACCUCGAUCCGCCGACGGAGGUGCAAAACGUGCAGUUUUCACAGCUCGAUGAUCUACAGCUUACUCCUCCGGGACUAGCCUUCCCAACUACGCCUCAACACGACGACCACCCCUACUCUCCGCAACCCGAUCCGAUC
Molecule: messenger RNA, 1413 nt
Organism: Mesorhabditis spiculigera
Lineage: Eukaryota; Metazoa; Nematoda; Chromadorea; Rhabditida; Rhabditidae
Source: the annotation of a GenBank genome assembly